Molecule: messenger RNA, 3047 nt
Organism: Halteromyces radiatus
Lineage: Eukaryota; Fungi; Mucoromycota; Mucoromycetes; Mucorales; Cunninghamellaceae
Product: armadillo-type protein
Exons: 16
Coding region: 43-2868 (941 amino acids)
Biological process (GO): regulation of protein catabolic process; proteasome-mediated ubiquitin-dependent protein catabolic process
Cellular component (GO): nucleus; proteasome regulatory particle, base subcomplex; proteasome storage granule
Molecular function (GO): enzyme regulator activity
Source: RefSeq, a predicted model, not a curated record
UUUUUAUACUUAAAGAAAAAGAAAACCCCACUACAAUUAGCAAUGGCAACCCUUACUUCAGCAAGUGGCGUGGUUGCUUUACUCGAUGAACAACAACCUGAAUUGAAAGUAUAUGCUUUACAACAACUCAAUACUUUGGUGAACGAAUUCUGGGCCGAAAUCUCUGAUUCUGUUGCCAAAAUUGAAAUCUUGUACGAAGACACUGACUUUCCUGAUAUCGAGUUAGCUGCACUGGUUGCAUCGAAGGUGUACUACUAUUUGGGGGAAACAGAUGAUUCCUUGGCAUUUGCACUUGGUGCUGGAAAACGAUUUGAUUUAUCUGAAAAGUCUGAAUAUGUGGAAACGAUUAUUUCUAAAUGUAUCGAUAAGUACAUCUAUCUUCGACAACAAGAAGCCGAAGAUAGAACUGAAGAAAUGGAUGCUCGUCUUCAAGAUAUUGUCGAACGUAUGUUUCAACGUUGUGCUCAAGAUGAAGAAUAUGAACAAGCUAUCGGUAUCGCUUUGGAAUCACGACGAUUGGAUGUAGUUAAAACCAUGAUCGAAAAGGGAAACUCUUCAAAACUACUUCCUUAUGUUUUGGAAGUAUCAAUGACUUUGGUUCAACAUUUAGACUUUAGAAAUCAAGUCUUACAACUCUUGGUGCAAUUAUAUCAAAAUUUAGAAGAACCUGACUACAUUUCCGUCAGUCAAUGUCUUGUUCAUCUCAAUGAUCCUCAUUCUGCUGCCCAAAUGCUCAAAUCAUUGGUUGAAAAGAACGAAGAGCUUAUGGCAUAUCAGAUUGCAUUUGACUUGGAAGAAUAUGCAACUCAGGACUUUUUAUCCAAGGUGUCUACUAAUUUGCCUGUUCCUGUUAAACAAGAAGAAACCGAAGAAACCAAAUCUGAGGCCGACAAAAGUAAUCCUUUCCUGAAAAUCGCUUCCAUUUUAUCUGGUGAAGAAUCUAUUCGAUUAUAUUUGGAAUUCCUCUAUCGAAACAACCAUACUGAUCUUAUGAUUUUGAAGAACACAAAGAAUGCUUUGGAAUCUCGUCAUUCUGUCUAUCACUCUGCUCUGACUUUUGCCAACGCCUUUAUGCAUGCCGGUACUACCAGUGAUGAAUUUUUGAGGCAAAAUCUGGAAUGGCUCUCAAGGGCUACCAAUUGGACCAAAUUUAGCGCCACUGCUGCUCUUGGUGUGAUUCACAAGGGUCAAUUGACACAAUCGAUGAAUUUAUUGGCUCCUUACUUACCUCAAGAAGGUGCUCAAGGUGGAAGUGAAUAUUCUGAAGGUGGAUCUUUAUACGCUCUUGGCCUUAUCAAUGCAAACCACGGCAAGGACGUUUUAAACUUUUUGAAGAAAGCUUUGAAGGAUACUGAUAAAGAAGUAAUUCAACAUGGUGCUAGUCUUGGUCUUGGUGUGGCUGGCAUGGCAACUGAUAAUGAAGAUAUAUACAACGAAUUGAAGACUGUCUUGUUCAGUGAUAGCGCUGUUGCUGGUGAAGCUGCUGGUCUUGCAAUGGGUUUAGUCAAACUUGGUACCGCAUCUGAAGAAGCUGUGGAUGAAAUGCUUCAAUACGCUCAUGAAACUCAACAUGAAAAAAUCAUUCGUGGUUUGGCUGUUGGUAUUUCUCUUAUCAUGUAUGGAAAAGAAGAACAAGCAGAUGUAUUGAUUGAUCAACUAUUGGACGAUAAGGAUCCUGUUCUUCGUUAUGGUGGUAUUUAUACAAUUGCUAUGGCUUAUAGUGGAACUGGAAAUAACAAAGCCAUCCGACGUCUUCUUCAUGUUGCUGUUAGUGAUGUGAAUGAUGAUGUUCGUCGUGCUGCUGUCACAUCGUUAGGUUUUAUUCUUCUCAAAAAUCCCAAGCAAGUACCUCGCAUUGUCCAACUUUUGGCUGAAAGUUACAAUCCACAUGUCCGAUAUGGUGCAACAUUGGCUUUAGGUAUUUCUUGUGCUGGUACUGGCUAUCUGGACGCAUUGGAUCUUUUGGAACCAAUGACAAAAGAUCCUGUUGAUUUUGUCCGUCAAGGUGCAUUGAUAUCACAAGCAAUGAUUCUUAUUCAACAAACUGAAAACACAAAUCCCAAAGUGGCAGGCGUUCGUAAGCUAUACGAAAAGAUUAUUGGUGACAAACAUGAAGAUCCCAUGUCCAAAUUUGGUGCUGUAUUAGCUCAAGGUAUUAUUGAUGCUGGUGGUCGUAAUGUGACUAUCUCCCUGGUAUCUCGUUCUGGACAUGCAAAUAUGCCUGCUAUUGUUGGUAUGGCUGUGUUUACUCAAUUCUGGUACUGGCAUCCUCUAACACAUAUGCUUAGUUUGGCAUUCACACCAACCGCUAUCAUUGGCUUGAACAAAAACUUACAGACUCCCAAAUUUGAAUUUGUAUCAAAUGCAAAACCAUCAUUAUUUGCCUAUCCACCUGCACUGAAACCUCCUUCUGCAACAGUAGUGGAAAAGGUCGCUACUGCAGUAUUGUCUACUACAGCCAAAGCUAAAGCACGAGCAAAGAAGUCUGAAAAGGAAAAGAGUGAUCAAAUGGAUGUAGACAAAGAACCUCUGAAAGAAGAAGAAAUCAAAGAAGAAGAAGAUACAGGCAAGGAUGACCAACGAAGAAAAAACAAGAAAAAGAAGGAAGAAAAUUUUGAUGUGCUAGAGAAUCUUGCUCGUGUGGUACCUGCUCAAUUGAAACGCAUCACAUUCAAGGAUGAUUGUCGAUAUGUACCUAUCAAGAAAGGAACUGUUAGUGGAAUUAUUUUGAUGAAGGAUCGACGACCCAAUGAAGAUGAAGAAUUGAUUGAACCAAGUGCACCAACUUCAGCUGAUGGUCAAGAUACUGGAAGUGACGAAGCAGCACCAUUUGAACCUUUUGAAUAUCCAUUUGAAGAUAAUCAGUAGACUGUUGUAGUUUUCUUUAGUUUUAGUUUGUUUUUUGUUUUCUUUUUUUUUUAGUAUAAUUAUUAUUUUAUAAAUAUAUAGUUUGGAUGAAUACAGUCAAUGUACGUGCGUGACCCGGAGAAUCAAAUUGUACAAAUGCACCUGAAUGAAUGAAUGAAUGAAAAAGGAUGCUGAGCCCA